Messenger RNA from Elgaria multicarinata webbii, 921 nucleotides. RefSeq names its product serine protease 33-like. NCBI's taxonomy places the organism in Eukaryota, Metazoa, Chordata, Lepidosauria, Squamata, Anguidae. Gene Ontology annotation, molecular function: serine-type endopeptidase activity. Gene Ontology annotation, biological process: proteolysis. Bases 1 to 921 code for a protein of 306 amino acids. The transcript is spliced from 6 exons. The record is from RefSeq and is a predicted model, not a curated record.
AUGCGGUUUGUGCUCUCCCUGCUCACUGUAUGGCUGCUGCAACUGACCGUGGUGCAAGGUGCUGCUACCUCGGAUGCAGUUUGUGGGCAGCGAAAAGUAAUCUCUUCACGAAUUGUUGGGGGCCAUCUAGCCUCGAAUGGUUCAUGGCCUUGGCAAGUCAGCAUUUUUCGAGGUGGAAGUCAUAUUUGUGGGGGUUCCCUCAUAGCUGAGCAGUGGGUUAUGUCAUCAGCUCACUGCUAUUUUGGAUCACUCGUCACCUACCAAUAUGAUGUGGUGCUAGGUAUUACUCAGCUCAAGAAGCCCACAGAUUCUGUGGUAGAAUCCAAAGUGAAGCAGAUUUUCUCGUACCCUGACUAUGAUGGCCAAAGUGGGGAUAUCGCUUUGCUUAAACUUAUGUCCCCCGUGGAAUUCACUGACUACAUCUUCCCUGUCUGCCUGCCAGACUCUUCCGUACAGUUCCCUCCUGAAGCAGACUGCUGGGUCACCGGAUGGGGAAUGAUUCGACCAGGAGUGCCGUUGCCACCCAUAAAUACCCUCCAGGAACUUAACGUAUCACUGAUAAACCGAACAGCCUGCAACAGUCUCUACAACAGUAAUCUAAAUAUCUCAUUGGGUGAAGAACCUAUUAAACCUGAUAUGAUCUGUGCUGGUUACCUGGAAGGUGGGAACGGCACAUGCAUGGGUGAUUCCGGAGGAGCUUUGGCUUGCAAACUGGAAGGAGGUUGGACCCAAGUUGGGAUUGUGAGUUGGGGUAGAGGGUGUGCCUUGCGCAGCUACCCUGGCGUCUAUGCUUCAGUGCCUUUCUAUGCCAACUGGAUCAAUGAGACAAUGGCUGCUAAUGAUGAUGGGAAGAAUGGUGGACUGCACCACACCUCCACAAUGAAACUCCUCUUGCUCUCCUUUGCACUAGCCCUCCUGUGA